Messenger RNA from Eublepharis macularius, 3463 nucleotides. Its product is annotated as zinc finger protein 154-like. NCBI's taxonomy places the organism in Eukaryota, Metazoa, Chordata, Lepidosauria, Squamata, Eublepharidae. The coding region runs from base 1070 to 2713 and encodes 547 amino acids. Gene Ontology annotation, biological process: regulation of transcription by RNA polymerase II. Gene Ontology annotation, molecular function: DNA-binding transcription factor activity; RNA polymerase II cis-regulatory region sequence-specific DNA binding. The transcript has 5 exons. The record is from RefSeq and is a predicted model, not a curated record.
GAGGGGGCCACCCCCGGGGCAGAACUCCAGCCCUGCAUGCUGAAGUGCCACAGGACCAAUCCUGCCCUUGCAAAUGCAGGCUCCCGGGCAAGCCCCUCCCUCCUUGGAGUGGACAGCAAGGAGCGGACAGGGAGAAGCUCCAGCUGGUAGCUGGAAACAUCCAGAUUUGCCUCUGCUUGCAUUGGCAGCAUUAGAACUCGCAACCAGGAAAAAACUUCUCCGCUUCAAGUUUCUCAGCAGCUGAAGAUCUCCCUUCCCCCCUCCCCAUUCUUGCCCCUGGAGUAAAAGAGGCAGAAGAGUCUGGAGAACUUUUGCUGCCGCAGCAGAUGGCCCUCGGGAACAUACAGAUGACGAGUGAGCAGGGCACAGAACCAGGCAUGGGGACAAGAAAAAUCUCAGGUGCCAGGGGACUCUGGGGAAAAACAAGGCCCAAGAGCCUUCUGGGUGAUGAUGCCCUUGGCUGGGAUGCACAGCGCCGGCGCUUCAGGCAGUUCUGCUACCAGGAGGCCGAGGGGCCCCGAGACGCAUGCAGCCGACUCCACGAACUUUGCAGCCUCUGGCUGAAUCCAGAAAGGCACAGCAAGAAGGAGAUCCUUGACUUGGUGGUCCUGGAGCAGUUCCUGGCCAUCCUGCCCCCGGAGAUGGAGAGCUGGGUCAGGGAAUGCGAGCCGGAGAGCAGCUCCCAAGCGGUGGCCCUGGCAGAAGGCUUCCUCCUGAGCCAGGCAGAGAGGCAGAAAGAGCAGGUGAGUGGGUUCAUCCCAGCAAGACCGAAUCAGCUGGGAACCUGAGUCUAUCCCUGAAGCAUCUCUGCCCCAUCCCUAUGCAGAAGAGAUUUCCCUCCCUCUCCAGGCAGCCUCUUCCAGGGGCCAAGUGCCGCACGUGGCAUUUGGGUGCUUCCCUGCCCCUUCUGGGUCAUGUUCCAUGAUCCGAGGGAAUCCCAAACUGGAUUCCAGCCCCACUGGUAGCAGCAAAGAGUGGAGGGCCGGGAUCGUUCCCUUUACUCCUCUGAUUCUUCUGUUUGUUCCCGGCCCGGGAUUCUGGAUUGUUGCUUCAGCUACGUGGACUAUUCAUGGAUUCAUUCAAAGAUCCGCCAAAAACCUGCCAGGAGCUACCAUUUAGAGGCAUCAAGCAGGAAUGUCGAAUGCCUGACACCUCCUCAGGCUUUGGAAGAAUAUCGCCUGCGCUUUCCACCUCUUCCCCACCUUGUGGUGGAACAGAAGCAGCCGCUAGGCAGCCAGCUCAGACUGAGGACGGUCCCGUGUCCUUUGAGGAAGUGGAUGUGGACUUCACCAAGGAGGAGUGGGAGCUGCUGGACCCGGGCCAAAGGGCUCUGGCCAUGGACGUCAUGUUGGAGAAUUUUGGGAAUGUGGCCUCUCUCGGAGAACUCUUGACGGCCAGAUCUGAAGAAGAAAAGGGGCUUGCCCAGAGUUCCACAGAAAGAGAGAGAACAGCAGGAAAUGAUGGGCAGAAACAUGAGAAUGAGCAGAAACCUUAUGGGGUAUUGGUAGACAGAGCCUGGCAGCCAGAGGUGGAUAAAAAUGUCACACAUCAAGAAGGAACAAAGAUACAGGAGAGAAACCAAACACAGAAUUGGCAAAACACAUCUCAUGCUUCUGUAGGAGGGGACUUGCAGCUGAUCCAGAUCCAACAAGAAACCAAGAACAGAAAGGGAAGGAAUGAGUGCCCCGUCUGUUUCAAAAACUUCAGCAGUAAAUCAAGCCUUAACGUACACCAGAGAAUUCACACAGGGGGGAGACCUUACAUAUGCUCAGAGUGUGGUGAGGCCUUUCGUGAGAAAGCACACCUUACUUCACAUCAAAGGACCCACACAGGAGAGAAGCCAUAUACGUGUUUGGAGUGUGGAAAGAGCUUUAGUCAAAGCAAGAAUCUUACUUCCCACCGAAGAAGCCACACAGGCGAGAAACCGUAUAAAUGUGUUGAGUGUGGUAAGAGUUUCAGUCAGAAGGCAAAUCUUGUUAAACACCAAGGAACUCACACAGGGGAGAAACUGUCUAAAUGUUUAGAAAGCACAAAGAGUAUUAGUCAGAGUGCACAUGUAACUUCACAUCUAACAAUUGAUAUGCGAGGGAAACAGCAUAAAUGCCCGGACUGCGAUCGGAGCUUUUUAAAUAUGUCAGACCUUGUUCGACAUCAGAGAAUUCACACAGGAGAGAAGCCGUAUAAAUGCUCAGAAUGUGGCAAGAGCUUCAGUCAGAGGGCAAAUGCUAUUAGACACCAAGAAACCCACACAAGGGAGAAACCAUAUAAAUGUUCAGAGUGUGGGAAGAGCUUCAGGUGGAAUGCGCAGCUGAUUUCACAUCGAACAGUUCACACAAGGGAGAGAUUGUGCAAAUGUUCAGACUGCGGUCAGAGUUUCUGUAGCACAUCAAACCUUGUCAGGCACCAAAGAAUUCACACAGGGGAGAAGCCGUAUAAAUGCUUGGAAUGUGGAAAACGCUUCAAUCAGAGAACCAAUCUAACGUCGCAUCAAAGAGUCCAUGCGGCAGCAAAAUUAUAUCAUGCCUUGGGGUAUGGAAAGAGUGAAAUGCCAAGUCCGGAAACCCGUGCCACACUUGGCAAUUCGCAGCUCCCAUGUUCAAAUCCCCUCCCAUUAAAUCAGAAUGGCAAAGAGCAGCGACACCCUCCACUGGAUGCCACCCAGUUUGUGAGGCUUUAUUUUAGCAGUCUCCUUAAAAAUAGCCCUGCUACUUAAGGUCAUUUUACUGCAGAUGUCAGGAUCAACCAUGAGACGUUCUGCGUGUAAAAUAUGAGCUAUGGCGAUGACCCUGGUUAGUGAGGCGUUAUUUGAAAUAAUACAUUUUGUUUGGCCUGGACCUUUUGCCAGUCAAUUUCACUGAGUGACUGAUAGUUCAAGCUCUACGCUAUUCUUUUGGGUGAGUAGCUGUGUUGGACUGCAGUAGAAGAGCGAGAUUCCCAGGGUAUAAGCUUUUGAGAAUCAAAGAUGGUAUCUGUUGGAAAUCUUGUUGGUCUCUAAGGUCCUACUAGACUCGAAUCUUGCUGCAUUAUCUUUUUGAGAUGGAAUGACCAGAACUGUGAACAUUAUUUCAAACAUGGUCACACCGGAGAUCUGCACAAGGGUAGUAUGAUACCGACUGUUUUUCUAUUAAUCGCUUCUCUGAUUUCACAUUCUUCUUUUUCUCUUCGGUGCAGUCAUACGCAGAGGCCUCCUUAGGAACUAGCAGAGGAUUUUGGCUGGUAUUGGAAAACGAUGGUGGACCAGAAAGGCCGUUUGCUUGGUGGAUCUUUUUUGUUUAACAAAGAACAGUUUCCACUGCUCUUAUUUGGUGAUAGACAGUUUGAGUAUGUUGUUAUCACUUGGCUUGUUGAAUAAUGUUUUGUGUACAGUUGCGGCAACCAAUAUUGUUCCACAGGGGAACGAAAACUUUUCUCCCACAUGGUGAAUCUUUGUCUUAAAAAAUAUACGUUCUCUAACAGAAGAGGU